AUGAAAAAACGUUUGCUCGAUACUUUGCAACGAAGCUUUCCUGAUGGCGGCGUUGACCCAUCCGCCAACGAACCAUCAUCAACAGCAGACUCAUUAGCCAUGGGCUCGAAUGUCUCAUCAACCAGACCGGCCGCCGAUUGGCUCAGGAUGAGCUCAGCAAGACGGACUACCGGACUCCAAAUUCGAUGCAGAAAAAUAUCAGAGCAACAAGGUCGGGCUAUCGCGAGAUUGGUUAGACUCGAUUAA
Messenger RNA from Puccinia graminis f. sp. tritici CRL 75-36-700-3, 246 nucleotides. RefSeq lists its product as uncharacterized. NCBI's taxonomy places the organism in Eukaryota, Fungi, Basidiomycota, Pucciniomycetes, Pucciniales, Pucciniaceae. Bases 1 to 246 code for a protein of 81 amino acids. The transcript has 2 exons. The record is from RefSeq and is a predicted model, not a curated record.